This is a messenger RNA of Cryptococcus deneoformans JEC21, 1460 nucleotides long. RefSeq names its product f-actin capping protein beta subunit, putative. The record is from RefSeq and is a predicted model, not a curated record. Bases 27 to 908 code for a protein of 293 amino acids. Gene Ontology annotation, molecular function: actin filament binding. Gene Ontology annotation, cellular component: cytoplasm; F-actin capping protein complex. NCBI's taxonomy places the organism in Eukaryota, Fungi, Basidiomycota, Tremellomycetes, Tremellales, Cryptococcaceae. Gene Ontology annotation, biological process: barbed-end actin filament capping; actin cytoskeleton organization; cell morphogenesis. The transcript has 7 exons.
UGAUUUCAACAAAGGCAAUCCACAAAAUGGCAGACCCAGACCAGACAUUUGACGCUCUCCUUGACCUCCUCCGACGUUUGCCUCCUACACGCGUGGAAGAGAACGUCAAUGCGCUUUGUGACCUCGCUCCUGAAUACGCCGAUGAUUUGCUUGGUAAUGUCGAUCAGCCUUUAAAGGUCCUUGUAGAUGAAGAAAAGGCGAGAGAGUUUUUGGGUUGCGAUUAUAACCGUGAUGGUGAUUCGUUCCGAUCGCCAUGGACAAACAACUACCUCCCCGAGCCAGUCCCCGGACCCACUCCAUCUCCACGACUGCGGGAGCUCGAGAUCCAAUUGAACGCGGCAUUUGACACUUAUCGCGAGAUGUACUUUGAAGGCGGUGUAUCCAGUGUUUACUUGUGGGAUCUUGAUGAUGAGCCCCAAGGAAAGGAAAUGAAUUUUGCCGGUGUUGUUCUCGUCAAGAAAACUCUUCAAUCCCAAUCAGGCGUCCCCACUGCGCCUGCCGGGUCCUGGGACUCUCUCCACGUAUUUGAAUGCCAUGAACGCGGCCGUUCAGCCAAAUACAAGCUGACGAGUACUGUGAUGCUCGUCCUCGAAACUGCUACCCUUGCCAAGGCUGAGAAUAAGGGGCCUGAAGAUAGCGACGGCAAAGGAGGAGUAACUUUGAGCGGCAGCAUGACAAGACAGGCUGAGAUUGAUUAUCCCUUAACGACUCCUCAAGGUCACAUUAGCAAUAUUGGUCGGAUAGUUGAAGACAUGGAAAUUAAGAUGCGCAACCUUCUUUCCGCUGUCUACUUUGGCAAGACAAAAGAUGUUAUCAACGACCUCAGGAGUCAAAGUGGCUUGGAAGCCAAAUCGAAGGAAGAUCUCUUGAGGGCCGAAUUGGCUGGAAAGUUGGGUGGGAGGAAAUGAGCUGAACAUUAUGAAAUGUGUAUUUUAGGCUAGUAACCAAUGCAGACCAAUGUCCAUCUCCUCAUGUCUAAGUGCAUCAGAACCUUCAGUAGGUGCGGCCGACGUCUCUGAUGAUGGCCCGUGAUCAGUCGGUGAAGCCAGGGUUGUUGAAGAGACGUCAGAUGGGGACUCGGUAACGUCAGGGGAAGGACCGUCGUCGGUGGGGGAGGCGAGAGUAGUAGAGCUCGUUGCAGAGGAUGAAGAGGUGGUCGGUCGAGGCUUACGAGGGGCCUUUUUCUUCUGGAGAGUCAAGACCUGUAAAAAUUCGCCUUCCCUUCUCCUGCAGUUCUCUGACUGUGAUGACCGGGUCCUUAGUCUUGUCUCCGUCCAGAGUUACUUGCACCUUCAUCUUUUCAUCGAUGAACUGAGUGUACUCUUUUAAGAGCGCUUCGACACCCUUCAACUCUUCUUCUGUAUGCUUGGGAGGCGCCACUGGGUCCUCGGGAGUAGCGGUGGCAGCAGCUUCCAUAGCCUUCGUGUAGUUAGUUUGAGCGUCAAUGAAGAAGGCACGAG